Molecule: messenger RNA, 2037 nt
Organism: Sinocyclocheilus grahami
Lineage: Eukaryota; Metazoa; Chordata; Actinopteri; Cypriniformes; Cyprinidae
Product: DNA helicase MCM9-like
Exons: 13
Coding region: 1-2037 (678 amino acids)
Biological process (GO): double-strand break repair via homologous recombination
Cellular component (GO): MCM complex; nucleus
Molecular function (GO): ATP binding; ATP hydrolysis activity; single-stranded DNA helicase activity
Source: RefSeq, a predicted model, not a curated record
AUGAGAGAGUGUUUCAAUGCUUUCCCCAGCCAGGUGCUGCCUAUAUUUGACAAUGCCCUGCACAGAGUGGCCCAGACCAUAUCUCAGGCGUCUUCCUCACCGCAGGAGCGUUUCAAACUCAAACACAAUCUGCAUGUUCGUAUAUCAGGUUUACCUAUGUGUCCCGAGCUGACCAGAGAUCACAUUCCUAAAGCUAGAGAUGUUGGCCACUUCCUGUCCGUCACGGGCACGGUCAUCCGCACCAGUGUCACCAAAGUGCUGGAGUAUGAGAGAGACUACAUGUGCAAUAAAUGCAGGCACGUGUUCUCCGUGCAGGCUUCUUUUGAGCAGUUUUACACCUUCACUCCACCCACCAGCUGCCCCAAUGAGGAUGGAUGUAAUUCUUUCAAAUUCACCUGCCUGUCAGGAAGUGACGCCCCUCCGGGCGCCUGCAAGGACUACCAGGAGAUCAAAAUCCAAGAGCAGGUACAGAAACUGUCGGUUGGCAGUAUCCCUCGAUCCAUGCUCAUCAUCCUGGAGGACGAUCUUGUGGACCGCUGCAAACCAGGCGAUGACAUCACAGUGUAUGGAGUGGUGUGUCAGCGCUGGAAGCCGAUGUUUCUGGAUUGCCGCUGUGAUGUGGAGAUUGUGUUGAAAGCAAACUAUAUCGAGGUCAAUAAUGAGCAAUCCACCACAACACUGGUGCUAGAAGACAUUCAGAAGGAGUUUGAAGAUUUCUGGGACAGUCACAAACAUGACCCCAUUGCUGGCAGGAAUGAGAUCUUGAUGAGUCUUUGCCCUCAGGUGUUCGGCAUGUACAUCGUGAAGCUGGCUGUUGCUAUGGUUUUGGCAGGUGGGGUACAGAGAAUAGAUGCGUCUGGAACCAAGGUGAGAGGAGAGUCUCAUCUGUUGCUCGUGGGCGAUCCAGGCACUGGGAAGUCACAGUUUCUGAAGUACGCGGCUAAGAUUACACCACGCUCUGUGCUCACCGCAGGAAUCGGAUCUACUAAUGCAGGUCUGACAGUGGCGGCUGUCAAGGACUCUGGUGAGUGGCACUUGGAGGCUGGAGCCCUCGUUCUCUCUGAUGGAGGCCUGUGCUGCAUCGAUGAAUUCAACAGCAUCAAAGAGCAUGACCGCACUAGCAUCCAUGAGGCCAUGGAGCAACAAACCAUCAGCGUGGCCAAAGCUGGAAUGGUGUGCAAACUGGACACAAGGACCACCAUCCUGGCAGCUACUAACCCAAAGGGGCAGUAUGACCCUAAUGUGUCAGUUUCUGUGAAUGUGGCCCUCGCCAGCCCCCUGCUGAGCCGCUUUGACCUCGUACUGGUUCUGCUGGAUACUAAAAACCCAGAAUGGGACAAAAUAAUCUCCUCCUUCAUCCUACAGAAUAAAGGAGCGCCGAGUGAGUCUUCAUGUUUAUGGAGUAUGGAGAAGAUGAGGGCCUAUUUUUGCCUGAUUAAGACUCUUAAGCCUUGUAUGACACAGGAAGCAAACACCAUCCUGAGCCGCUACUAUCAGCUGCAGCGACAGAGUGACAGCCGUAACGCCGCCCGGACGACCAUCCGCAUGCUGGAGAGUCUCAGCCGUCUCUCUGAGGCUCAUGCCAGGCUGAUGUUCAGAGAGAUGGUGACAGUAGAGGACGCAGUUGUUGUCGUGUCCGUUAUGGAGUGCUCCAUGCAGGGAGGCGCCCUACUUGGAAAUGUGAAUGCUCUGCACACCUCUUUUCCUGAUGACCCCUAUGAACAGUAUACAACACAGUGUGAGAUUGUGCUUGAGAGGCUGGGAUUGACUGAUAUCCUACGCAAAGAACUGCAAAGACUUUCAAGACUUAUUUCAGAGGAAUUCUUGGCCAAUCAAGGGUUAAGACACUUCACCCGUGUGACAACUAGCCCCAGUAUUUUCUUUCUAUACAGUAGUCUAAUAGCGAGUGUGGCCGUGGCUGUGAGUUUGGUGGGAGGAGUCAGUGUCGCUCGCUCGGACUGUGAUUGCGUUUCUCCGCGGAUCUCUGGAGGAGCUGCAGGCAGUGAGAUCACAUCCUCGCGAUGCAGCUGCCAGUGA